Messenger RNA from Argentina anserina (silverweed cinquefoil), 1605 nucleotides. Its product is annotated as ADP,ATP carrier protein 1, mitochondrial-like. NCBI's taxonomy places the organism in Eukaryota, Viridiplantae, Streptophyta, Magnoliopsida, Rosales, Rosaceae. Gene Ontology annotation, biological process: mitochondrial ADP transmembrane transport; mitochondrial ATP transmembrane transport. Gene Ontology annotation, cellular component: mitochondrial inner membrane. The transcript is spliced from 4 exons. The record is from RefSeq and is a predicted model, not a curated record. Bases 107 to 1270 code for a protein of 387 amino acids. Gene Ontology annotation, molecular function: ATP:ADP antiporter activity.
UAAAAUUCGAGUAUAAAAGCCCCCUCUCUGCAACCCUCAGACACACAACUCUCUCGUCUUGGUUUUCGUCUUUGAGCAUUUCUUCAUUUUCUUCACAGAAGACACGAUGGUUGAUCAGGUUCAACACCCUACCAUCAUGCAAAAGGUAGCUGGCCAGCUCCUUCAGCAAUCCAUUCAGAAUCAUGAUACUGGCUUCCAGAAACAGGGGAUGUACCAGAGACGUCCUCAUUCAUAUGGGAAUUACUCCAAUGCUGCAAUAUCACAGUACCCCAUGAUGCAAUCUUGCAAGGCUACAACUGAUCUCUCUAUGAUUCCAUCAACUGCAUCCCCAGUUUUUGUGCAGGCCCCUGCAGAGAAAAGCCACUUUGUCAUUGAUUUCCUCAUGGGUGGUGUUUCUGCUGCUGUAUCGAAGACCGUUGCUGCCCCCAUCGAGCGAGUCAAGCUUUUGAUUCAGAACCAGGAUGAAAUGAUCAAGGCCGGUCGCUUGUCUGAACCCUACAAGGGCAUUGGGGAGUGCUUCUCCAGAACAAUCAAGGAAGAAGGAUUUGUUUCACUGUGGAGAGGAAACACUGCUAACGUCAUCCGUUACUUUCCCACACAAGCUUUUAACUUUGCAUUCAAGGAUUACUUCAAGAGUCUAUUCAAUUACAAGAAAGAUAGGGAUGGUUAUUGGACGUGGUUUGCUGGUAAUUUGGCCUCAGGAGCUGCAGCUGGUGCUUCUUCCUCUUUGUUUGUCUACUCUUUGGACUAUGCUCGUACCCGUUUGACUAUGGAUGCCAAGGCUGCAAAGCAUGGAGGAGAAAAACAAUUCAAUGGUCUGGUUGAUGUCUACAGGAAGACAUUGAAAUCUGAUGGUAUUGCUGGUCUAUAUCGUGGUUUCAAUAUAUCAUGUGUUGGUAUCAUUGUUUACCGUGGUCUCUACUUUGGACUCUAUGAUUCACUCAAGCCUGUGGUUCUAACGGGAAGUCUGCAGGACAAUUUCUUUGCUAGCUUCGCUCUUGGAUUUUUCGUCACCAAUGGGGCUGCUCUUGCUUCCUACCCUAUUGACACUGUCCGUAGAAGAAUGAUGAUGACCUCUGGUGAAGCAGUCAAGUACAAGAGUUCUAUGGAUGCCUUCGCUCAGAUUUUGAAGAAUGAGGGUGCCAAGUCCCUGUUCAAGGGUGCUGGUGCCAACAUGCUCCGUGCCGUUGCUGGUGCUGGUGUCCUUUCUGGUUAUGAUAAAUUGCAGCUGAUCAUGUUCGGGAAGACGUACGGGUCUGGAUCCGGUUAAGAAUGUCUUGUGUCUGGGAAAAAUGAGGACACUUUGACAUCGAUUCUUACUUCUCAGGGAAAUAAGACUUAGUGAAGCUAGGUGUGUUUGGCCCUUGUGCUCUCCUUGCUGGUAUUACUGGUUCUCAGGCUUUGGAGAAAUGUUACCUCAAGACUUAAGGCCACCGUGGGAAAUGGCAUGAAGCUCAUGUCACCUGAAACCUGCUAGCCCGUACUCUCAUGUGUAUAUAUGUUUGUCUUACGGAUGUUUAGGGUGUGAUAUAACAGACUGUGCUUCUAGAUAUCUUUUUCCUUGCAUCGUUCUUCAUAUAUUUGUUUCGUGUUAAGCUCUUAGAU